UAAAAGCAGCUCUGCGUCUGCGUCUGACAUUUGACCCAGCUGUGCUGAGGUUGUCAUCGAUUAUCUUAUUAGAUAAGACAUUGCAACAUGGGAGCUGAAGCUGAAAGAUCCAGGGGCUGAUGAGGCCACGUGCAAGCGAAAGUUUGGGGUCCAUGGCUAAUGAAACGCAGAAGGUUGGCGGCAUCCAUUUUCCUUUUCCCUUCACGCCUUAUUCCAUCCAGAAAGACUUCAUGGCAGAGCUGUACCGGGUUUUGGAGGCUGGCAAGAUUGGGAUAUUCGAGAGUCCAACUGGCACUGGAAAGUCCUUAAGUCUUAUUUGUGGGGCCCUCUCCUGGCUCCGUGAUUUUGAGCAGAAGAAGCGCGAAGAAGAGGCACGGCUCCUUGAAACUGGAACUGGCCCCUUACGUCAUGAGAAAGACGCAUCCCCGUGUCUGUCAUCUUCCUGCGAAGUGGCCGCAGGCACCCCGAGGCCUGCUGGGGAACCAGCCUGGGUGACUGAGUUUAUGCAGAAGAAAGAAGAGAGGGACCUGGUGGACCGACUGAAGGCGGAGCAGGCCAGGAGGAGGCAGCGAGAAGAACGCCUGCGGCAGCUGCAGCACAGGGCGCAGCUCAAGUAUGCAGCCAAGCGCCUGAGGCAGGAACAAGAAGAAACAGAGAAUCUCCUCCGCCUCAGCAGAGAGAUGCUGGAGACAGGCCCGGGGGCUGAGCGGCUGGAGCAGCUGGAGUCUGGGGAGGAGGAGCUGGUCCUUGCCGAAUACGAGAGUGACGAGGAGAAAAAAGCAGCGAGCGGAGUGGAUGAGGAUGAGGAUGACCUGGAGGAAGAACAUGUAACUAAGGUUUAUUACUGUAGUCGGACACAUUCCCAGCUGGCCCAGUUUGUGCAUGAGGUGAAGAAGAGCCCCUUUGGCAAGGAUGUCCGGCUGGUGUCCCUCGGCUCCCGGCAGAGCCUUUGUGUAAAUGAAGAUGUGAAAAGCCUGGGUUCUGUGCAGCUUAUCAACGACCGCUGUGUGGACAUGCAGAGAAGCAGGCACGGUAGCCACCGGGACCAUGGCAUAGCCGCAGAGAAGAAAGGAGCUGAGGAGGAGAAGCCAAAGAGAAGGAGGCAGGAGAAGCAGGCUGCCUGCCCCUUCUACAACCACGAGCAGAUGGACCUCCUUCGGGAUGAGGCCCUGGCAGAGGUGAAGGACAUUGAGCAGCUGCUGGCCCUUGGGAAGGAGGCCCGGGCCUGUCCCUAUUACGGAAGCCGCCUUGCUAUCCCUGCAGCCCAGCUGGUGGUGCUGCCCUAUCAGAUGCUGCUGCAUGCGGCCACUCGAAAGGCUGCGGGCAUCCGGCUGCAGGACCAGGUGGUGAUCAUCGACGAGGCACACAACCUGAUCGACACCAUCACAGGCAUGCACAGCGUGGAGGUCAGCGGCUCCCAGCUCUGCCAGGCCCAUUCCCAGCUGCUGCAGUACAUGGAGAGAUACAGGAAGCGUUUGAAGGCCAAGAACCUGAUGUACCUGAAACAGAUCCUGUAUUUGCUGGAGAAAUUUGUGGCCAUGCUGGGAGGGAACAUUAAGCAAAACCCCAGUACACAGAGCCUCUCCCAGACAGGGACGGAGCUGAAGACCAUCAACGACUUCCUCUUCCAGAGCCAGACCGACAACAUCAACCUGUUCAAGGUGCAGCGGUACUGUGAGAAGAGCAUGGUCAGCAGAAAGCUCUUUGGCUUCACGGAACGGUACGGAGCAGUGCUGCCAUCUCGGGAGCAGCCCAGAUUGGCGGGGUUUCAGCAGUUCCUACAGAGCCUGCAGUCCCAGGCAACUGAAGCCCCUGCAGAUGAGAGUCAGGCCAGCGCCCCACGACCAGCUUCCCCACUGAUGCAUAUCGAAGGCUUCUUGGCAGCUCUCACUACGGCCAACCAGGAUGGCAGGGUCCUCCUGAGCCGCCAAGGCAGCCUCAGUCAGAGCAGCCUUAAGUUCCUGCUCCUGAAUCCAGCUGUGCACUUUGCGCAGGUGGUGAAGGAAUGCCGGGCAGUGGUCAUUGCAGGGGGCACCAUGCAGCCGGUGUCUGACUUCCGGCAGCAGCUGCUGGCCUGUGCCGGGGUGGAACCUGAGCGCGUGGUGGAGUUUUCCUGUGGUCACGUGAUCCCUCCAGACAACAUCCUGCCCCUUGUCAUCUGCAGCGGGAUCUCCAACCAGCCGCUGGAAUUCACGUUCCAGAAAAGAGAGCUGCCCCAGAUGAUGGACGAGGCGGGUCGCAUCCUCUGUAACCUGUGUGGUGUGGUUCCUGGAGGGGUGGUCUGUUUCUUCCCCUCCUACGAGUACCUACGCCAGGUCCACACCCACUGGGAGAAGGGUGGUCUGCUGGACCGCCUGGCAGCCAGGAAAAAGAUAUUCCAGGAGCCUAAGAGCACACACCAGGUGGAGCAGGUGCUGCUGGCCUAUUCCAGGUGCAUUCAGGGCUGUGGCCAGGAGAGAGGCCGGGUGACAGGGGCGCUGCUCCUCUCUGUGGUUGGAGGAAAGAUGAGUGAAGGCAUCAACUUCUCUGACAAUCUAGGCCGGUGUGUGGUGAUGGUGGGCAUGCCCUUCCCCAACAUCAGGUCUCCAGAGCUGCAGGAGAAGAUGGCCUACUUGGAUCAGACCCUUCCCAGAGCCCCAGGCCAGGCGCCCCCAGGGAAGGCUCUGGUGGAGAACCUGUGCAUGAAGGCCGUCAACCAGUCCAUAGGCAGAGCCAUCAGGCAUCAGAGGGAUUUUGCCAGCAUAGUGCUCCUGGACCAGCGAUACGCCCGGCCCCCUGUCCUGGCCAAGCUGCCGGCCUGGAUCCGAGCCCGCGUGGAGGUCAAAGCUGCCUUUGGCCCUGCCAUUGCUGCCGUGCAGAAGUUUCACCGGGAGAAGGCGGCCUCUUCCUGAUGGGCAACCACACCACUGCCUGGCGCCGUGCCCUUCCUUUGCCCAGCCCGCUGGAGACGGUGUUUGUCAUGGGCCUGGUCUGCAGGGAUCCUGUUGCAAAGGUGAAACCCAGGAGAAAGGUGGAGUCCAGAAUGCUGCCAGGACCCAGGCACAGGCAUUAGCUCCCACGGUAAAAAAUGGGAGAAUCCUGAAGAAUCAGUGGGUCCUGGCUGUCCUUGGGGCCUUCCAGGGUAGCUCCCUCCUGGAACAGAAUCUUUCUUUCCAUCCUGCAUGGCCAAGAGGCAGGCUUCCUGCCUGGUCUCUGCAGGAGACUGUGGCAACUGUGUGGCCGUCACUGGGGCAUCUCCGUCCUGCCUACCUUCUUAGAGGUGAGAUGGAGCAGGCCCAUCUGCCUCUGCCCUUUCUAGCCAAAGUUAGCUGCCCUGGACAGCUCACUCUCUGGGCUCGAUUUAAAAUGAUCCCGUGGCCACAGGGCUUCUGCCCAGGGGCUUGUCACCUUCCCCAUCCUCCUGAGUUACUCUUGUGUGUGGUAGGUGGGAGUGGUGUCACCCCCAGGGCUGAUACAGCCGCGUCUUCCCUGCUGUGCGGGCAUCUCCUGACCCCUCCACAGAGGCUGGGAUGCCCCCACCAUACCUUUUCGAUCUUCCCUGUGGUGUUAUCUGGACCCCUGCUGCUGGAUUUGGCCAUGAAGCCUCCUGGUCUGGAUCCAAAGCCUGGCAGGGUCUUUUCUAAGGGAAAAGACCUGUAGCCCUGCUCCUAACCGGCCCCACAGCCCUGCCUGGAUUUGUAUCUCCCUGGCUUGGCGCCAGUUGCUCCAAGUCAGUAGCACCUCCCUCCCCUUCAACCACUGGAGCAAACUCCAAGACACCUUCUACCCCAACACCAGGAAUGAUGCCAAGGGCCAUUGGGCUCUCAGCAUGACUAUUUCUAGAGACCUCAUGUUGUCACUGAGACCUUUUUUCCUGUGGGAAAAUGUCCCUCCCACCUGCAACAGCUGCCCCUGCUGACCACUCAUCUUCUGCCUCUGACCCCAGCGAGAGGGGCUGUGGCCUGCUGGGAUCUUCUGCCGCCAUUGUCUAGAGACCAACAGGGGCAGGAGGAAAGUCACUGAUCCCAGGUGUUUGCACCCUGCACAGCUACAAGUCCUUAAUUAAAAGUGCACUGUUGGUUUCUGCU
This is a messenger RNA of Saimiri boliviensis boliviensis (Bolivian squirrel monkey), 4067 nucleotides long. The record is from RefSeq and is a predicted model, not a curated record. Lineage: Eukaryota; Metazoa; Chordata; Mammalia; Primates; Cebidae.